Messenger RNA from Carassius carassius (crucian carp), 1076 nucleotides. Its product is annotated as gastrula zinc finger protein XlCGF7.1-like. Lineage: Eukaryota; Metazoa; Chordata; Actinopteri; Cypriniformes; Cyprinidae. The record is from RefSeq and is a predicted model, not a curated record. The coding region runs from base 177 to 992 and encodes 271 amino acids. The transcript is spliced from 3 exons.
GAAGCAAGCAGUCAAAGUGGCAUUACGUCACGAAAGUGUGGACUCUAGAGGAAGACCACGAGGGUUUUUGGGCUGCGAUUUGGGACAGGGCCGAUAUCUGCUGUACAUCAGACUCUGAAGAAGAAGCAAGCAGGAGGAAUUACUCCAGGAGAAACUACUGACAUACUUUUGGAAAGAUGGAGUUUGAGGAAGAACCCUGCAGAAUGAGAGAUGAAGAUCCAGAGGAACAAACAGAUAAAGCUGGAAACACUAUUUCUCAGACCAAAAAGAAUUUCACGCAAAAACGAGCUGAAAAAACUGGAGUCAAAGAUUCUAUCACCUGCUCCGAGUGUGGAAAAAGCUACUCGCAAAAAUACGAACUUAAAAAACACAUGAGAAUUCACACCCGAGAGAAUCUGUUCACAUGCUCUCAGUGUGGAAAGGAUUUUGUUGACAAAAAAGGCUUGACCAGACACCUAAUGGUUCACACUAGAGAAAAACCGUUCAAAUGCACUCAGUGUGUGAAGUGUUUCAGAGACCGAAGCGCUCUCAAAGAUCAUCUGGAUGCUCACGCUGGAGUGAGAUCAUUCAGCUGUGAUCGGUGUGAUAAAACAUUUGUCUUGGCAUCACACCUUAAAACACACCUUAAAGAAGUUCAUGCUGGUCUGAAGCCUCACAUUUGUUCUCUUUGUGGAAAGAGUUUUGCACGACUGCACGCAUUAAAAGAGCACCAGAAUAUUCACACUGGUAUGAAACCUUACAUAUGUGACUGUGGGAAGAGCUUUACUGCACGAAGUAAUUUAAUAGAACACCGGAAGAUUCACACUGGAGAGAAACCUCACAAAUGCUCACACUGUGGAAAGAGUUUCUUUUUCUCAAAGGCCUUGAAAGAUCAUGAGAGAGUUCACACUGGAGAAAAGCCGCACCAGUGCUCUUUAUGUGGGAAGAGUUUCGCUCACUACCCCAAUCUGUUAGUUCACAAGAAAAAGCCUUGCCCACCGGUGUUUAAGUGAGAGAAACAUUUGUGUAACUGGCAAAAUCAGUCCAUUAUAUAUUCACACAACUUAACUAUAUAUAUAUAUAUAUACAUAAGUGAU